GUGACGUAGUUAUGACGCGACGGUCGUGUGGGCGUUUCUCUCGAUUGCUGCUGCAAGCGCAGGUGCAGCACUGAAGUUAGCCGCGUAAACAUCAUUUGAAUCGUCCUUUUCCCUUCAAUUUUUAAUUCUCCGGGCCUGUACAUUUUGAUAAAUAGUAAUAGACGUCAGUCGCUCUGCUGUCGGGGACUGCAGAGGCCCAGCAACAUGACUCUCAACCAGAACCAUUCGGAGUCUGGCGGAGUCAUCAUCAACAACAGUGAAAGCGUUUUGAUGAACCACGACAACGUGGAACUGAUCUUUGUGGACACGGACGGUCUUCUACCCGAGGCCUUCAGAAAGAGCAAAAAGGGCAGUGUCUACCUGACUCCUUACAGGGUGAUCUUUGUGGCAAAAAGUCGAGAUGCCCUCAGGUCCUUUAUGUUCCCUUUCUAUCUAAUGAAGGGCUGUGAGAUCAAGCAACCUGUACUGGGAGCAAAUUACAUCAAGGGGACCAUCGGUGCCGAGCCCGGAGGUGGCUGGGAGGGCAGCACAGGCUUCAAGCUCAUCUUUGCAGCAGGAGGCGCCAUUGAGUUUGGACAAUACAUGAUGCAGGUGGCCACUCAGGCUUCCAGAGGUCAGCCAUUCAGUCCUGCCUUUGGAGGAUGCCCUUUCAUGGCUAACGGGGCCUACGCUUUCCCCCCUCCCCCUUCUAACGGGGCAUAUCCCGCCGGACCUCCUCCGGGUUACGCCUACCCUGACGAACCUCCUCCAGGCGGCUUUUACACCAACCCUCCCGCAUUUGAUAACGCCGUAGCCUACAUGGCUCCGCCUCCGUAUUCAUCUGCUCUGGGUCAGCAGCCCCCGCAUAACCCUGAGGCCCCAUCUUCAGCUGCUGCCGAAGCUAAAGCAGCUGAAGCAGCAGCCAGUGCCGCUAGCUCUUCCACACUACCGCCUACUCAUGUGUACUUACCAGAGGACAAGCCUCCCCCCUACUCUCCUCCAGAAGACAAGAAGAACCAGUAGGCCUUCCUUCACUUCUACGUUGACCACUUUGAAAAUUUCAUUCCGCCUCGUCUUCCCCAAAAAUAUUCUCCAUUCGUUAAUUUUAAUUCCAGUACGUGCAUGACAUCAAGUACUCGUUGGAUUUAAAGUACUGUUGUCACGUAACUAACAUACGCUGGUACUUGGACAUAACGAUCCUUUCGACAUCCGACAUAAAAUUGGACUCAUCAUUUGUCUCGACAACAGAACAUGGAAAGAGUCAAAUCUCUGCCGCACCUCUCUCACACUGUCGUCGGUCACACGGUGCGUUCAGGAACAGCAUGCAAAACACAACCUCCCCACAUUAGAACCCAAUUCGUUACAUUAUUAUUAUUAUUCCCAUUUGUAUUUAUAAUUUAAUUGUUUUGCGGUGUGUAAUUGCCAUUUGUAAUUGUACCUGCAGUAUUUAUUAAGGAUUUGGCGUAGGUUUUUGAGCUGUCGAAUGAAUUAAUCAAAUUAUAUUGUAUUCUUAUUGGAAAGUCCGACCGUUUUGAUAUACAAACCAAGUCUUGGAACGAAUUAAAUUCGUAUGUAGAGAUACCACUGUAUUCAACUUGAUAUCGAUACUCAAAAAUGACUAGAAGACGUCCAAUCCGUUUGAAGAGGGAGGGUGGCAGCAAAUAAAUGUUAUUUCAGUGCCGUCAGCCAGUGCAUUAACAAGGAAAGUUCGAAAAUAUCCUCCCUACUGUCUAGAGUAGUGCAAAAUCAAAUUUAGCCCAUGACAACAAAUUCUUGGCGCUAAAACAAAUAUGAGUAUAACUAAUUUUGCCAUCAAAUAUGGUAUCCGGAUACAUUUCAGUAUCAAUACUUUUGACAAGCCUAGCUUGAACUGCUUGAUGCUGAAUUUACAUUUAACCAGAGGUGGGUAGAGUAGCCAAAUAUUUUACUCAAGUAAGAGUAGCGUUACUUCAAAAUAAUAUUACUAAAGUAAAAGUAGUCAUGCAAAAAAUGUACUGUCGUGCAAGUAAAAAAGGAUUCAGUGAAAAGAAUACACUAGUAAUGGGUAAAAUUAUAACUGCUUAUAUUUUUGUUGGAUUUUUUUAAACAAAGGUACUUUUUGCCGAGCACAAAGGUAUCUGUAUGGACUGUUAUUAUAAUGAUACUGUACAGAAAAAAAAUCUUAUAAAUGCAGCAUUUUUCGUCCAAAGAGCAUGACUGCCCUCUGGUGGAGAAAAUAGUUCCGCUUGAAUAGUAAAAAGUUUCUACCAUUACUAUUUUGAAAUUAAAAAAACCAUAUCUCCGGUUUUCCGAGGUCAAUCGGUGCCAAAUUAAAACUGGGAGAGAGGUUAAAAUCUGCGCUUUCGAGAAAUGUUGAGGGCAGCGCUCUAUAUGAAAUAAUUUUUACUUAUUUUUACGGCGCUUUAAAGGCACCAAAUGACUGAAAAGGCUAGCGUGAAGCUAAAACGGCAAGCUUGCGUCUGAUUGGUAGAAUGGAGUCAUGUGAUUACUGUUGCGAAGUCUCAUUGGUGAAAUCGGUACUACCCCGGAAAUACAGUAGGCACGUCUCUACUCUUGGUAUCGGCGGAAAAAUAAUAAUUAUGUAGAAUAAAGAGGAAAAAUGUAACGACUCUUGUGUAGCCCAAAGUAGCGCAGUGAGAGUAGCGUUUUUUCGUCACAAAUCUACUCAAGUAAAAGUAAAAAGUGUAACUUCGUAAAACUACACUUAUACAUUUUUCUCCAGUUACCCAAGCAAAUGUAACGGAAUACAUGUAACGCGUUACUACCCACCUCUGCAUUUAAUAUAUCAAAAAAGCAAGAGGGGCAGAUAUACGAAUACCGUAAUUUUUGGACUAUAAGCCGCUACUUUUCCCCCUCAUUUUGAAUCCUGCGGUUUGUAUUGCAGUGCGGCUUAUUUGUUGAUUUAUUUGGGUUAAUGGGUAACACUUUAUUAGAGCAGUGUCGUAAGACUGUCAUGAGACGUCAUAAUUACACCAUGACACUGUCAUAGGCAUUAAUGAAUGCUUAUGGCAGAUGUCAUUAAGUGUCUUGCGGCAAAUUUUCUCACCAACUCUAUUAUUUCCAUCUCUGAUCUUUUACAUUCAUUCAAAAGUGAGAUCGUUUUUCGAAUGACACUAUAUGACAUCUGUCAUAAGCAUUCAUUAAUGCUCUUAAUAGUGUCAUGCCAUAAUUAUCAUUGUCUUAUGACAGUCUUACAGCGCCACUGUCAAAUAGUGUUACCAAAUACCAUGAAUGGCAAUUAAUAAAACAACUGGAACAGUAACUAAAGAAAUAAUUAGCACAUAACAUGGAUUUUAAUUGUUAUUUACAUCUGUAGUGCUGCAAUGCAUGCUAGGAGGCAUGUUGGACGACAACACUGUUGACAGCAGGUGGCAGCAGAGGUUGAUCGACUCCGCCAAGGGAGCAUUGAUGGCCAAAUUAAGCUUCUUGAAGCAUGGUGGUUCAUUUGGUCUUAUGACAGUCUUAUGACGCCACUGUCAAAUAUUACUGGUUAAAAUCUUUUUGUGUAAAUAUCCCUUAACAGUGAGGACAGCUGCGGUUUAUAGUCCAGUGCGGCUUAUCUCUGAACAAAUGCUGUUUUCAUGUCAAAUUUAGUGGGUAGCGGCUUUUAGAGUGGUGCGCCUUAUUGUCCAAAAAAUUACGGUACAUAAAAAUAGUAAUAAUUUAACAUUUUUAAAAAAUCUGUACUUAGGUGUAUAUUUGUUAAAUGUAAAUUCAGGCUGUAAGGGAUUCAAUACUGAAGACUGAGUCAGUGAGGGUUUCAUUUGUCAUUCUCAAUGUUGCAAGAUUCUCUCUAUCUUUAAUCAGUUUUGCUUUGAUUUUGGUAAUCUACAGUACAGUAUGCCUAACAAUCCACAAUGACUGAAUUUUAUGGUACAGUUUUACCAAUCUAAUGAGCUUAGUAAAGUUGUUUAUUUUUAUACCAUUUAACUGUACAUAUUUUGGAAAUUAUAUGAAGAUUGUCAGACAUUUCAAGGGAACGCCGACAAAUGGCGUAGGAUGAAGACUGCAUAGAUGAGUCAAUCUGGCAGUGAGUCUCUGAUCCAGGAUUAAAAUCAGUCAAUCACAGGAUGGAUUAUUUUAAUCAAAAGUGGAGCUGUCACCAUUUUAGACCGUUUACAAAACACAAGACUGCAUUGGUAACAUUAUCUUGAUCAUAAUCUCUGUUUGGAUUUCAAAUCUUGUGUUGGCAAUCGCGUGCACUUCCUGCUUUAAUAUUUAAUCUAUGUAUUGUAUGUGGAACCUAGCCAGAUCUUGGGCUUGACAGUACGAUAAAGCUUUAUAAUAAUGAACCGCUAAAUGCAACUAAUACCUUUAUUAAAUGGGUCUUGUUGCAUGUGUAAAUGUGUGUUUAUUUCAUGUCACAUGAUGUAUGGAUAUUUACACACUGGUCUUAAUGGAUUGUCAUGCUUCAGUUUAGGCCAGGGGUCGGCGACCUUUAACACCCAAAGAGCCAUUUCAACUUGGUUUACACGGAAAAGACAACACCGGGAGCCGUACAUACUUUUUGCCAUCGCAAACUAAGAUGUAAGCCAAGGGUUGGGGGAUCCAGUCAGGCUCGCUUUUUAUACGCCUUUAUUCACAAAACACUAACGCAGGUCAUUAUUUCACCAACUAUGUAAAGUCACGGUGUCACUUGGAAGGUAGCACCAUGACUUUACAUGGUUGUUGAAUUAAUGACCUGCAAAUUAAUAUAAAAAUUCAUUCGUUUGCGCUGUAAAAAUGUUCAUUUCUGCUGCUGUCGUUUUUGAGAUGUUAAUUCUUUGAUAGGUCAAUCUGAGGUCAAACAGCCCCCCUCAUUUUGAUGAAAAUGGGUAGAAACUGUCAAUUGUUUGUGCUGUAUCAACUUACAGAAUGGGCUUUAAAUAUCGGCAAUCGGCUGAAAAUUAUUUUAGAUAUCGCCAAUUGAAAAUCGACCUCUAGAUUGAACACUCUAAAUUCUCCAUAGAUGUGCAUGAAUGGUUAUUUGCCUGUACACUGCUGGCCAGAAGUAUUGGCGCCCAUGCAAUUCUGUCAGAUAAUGCUCAAUUUCUCCCAGAAAAUGAUUGCAAUAACAAAUGCUUUGGUAAUAAUAUCUUCAUUUAUUUAGCUUGUAAUGAAAGAAACACAAAAGAGAAUGGGGAAAAAAAAUCAUCAUUAUGUUCAAAACUCCAAAAAUGAGCCAGACAAAAGUAUCGGCACCCUCAGCCUAAUACUUGGUACCACAACCGCUUCCGGUAUCCAUCAAUGAGUUUCUUACAAUGCUCCACUGGAAUUUUAGACCAUUCUUCUUUGGCCAACUGCUCCAGGUCUCUGAGAUUUGAAGGGUGCCAUUUUCAUAUCUCUCCACAGGUGUUCUAUGGGAUUCUGGUCUGGCCACUGUAGAAGUCUCCAGUGCUUUCUCUCAAACCAUUUUCCAGUGCUUUUUGAAGUGUUUUGGCUCAUUGUCCUGCUGGAAGACCCAUGACCUCUGCGGGAGGCCCAGCUUUCUCACAAUGGGCCAUGCAAAAUUUGUUGGUGGUCUUCAGACUUCAUAAUGUCAUGCACACAGUCAAGCAGUCCAAUGCCACCAGUAGCAAAGCAACCCCAAAAACCGUGUUCUUUUCUUUGAAGGCCUUGUUUCCUGCCCCCCGUAAGCUCUACGUUGAUGCCUUUUACGAAAAACCUCUACUUUUGCCUCAUCUGACCAGAGGACAUUCUUCCAAAACGUUUUUGGCUUUUUCAGGUAAGUUUUGGCAAACUCCAGCCUGGCCUUGUUUUAUGUCUCUGGGUCAGAAGUGGGGUCUUCCUGGGUAUCAGUCCCUUUUCAUUCAGACGCCGGCAGAUAGUACGGGUUGACACUGUUGUACCCUCAGACUGCAGGACAGCUUGAACUUGUUUGGAUGUUAGUUGAGGUUCUUUAUCCACCAUCUGCACAAUCUUUCGUUGAAAUCUCUUGUCAAUUUUUCUAUUCCGUCCACAUCUAGGGAGGUUAGCCACAACACCGUGGGCUAGACACUUAUUGAUGACACUGCGCACGGUAGAGACAGGAACAUUCAGGUCUUUGGAGCUGGACUUCCCGUGCUUCCUCACAAUUUUGCUUCUCAAGUCCUCAGACAGUCUUUUGGUCUUUUCUUCAUGCUCAAUGUUGUACACACAAGGACACAGAUUGAGUCAAAUUUAAUCCACUUUAACUGGCUGCAAGUGUGAUUUAGUUAUUGCCACCACCUGUUAUGUGCCACAGGUACCGUAAUUAACAGGUGCUGUUAAUUACACAAAUUACAGAAGCAUCUGGCCCGUUUUUGGAGUUUUGUGUAAAAUGAUAUUUUUUUCCCCCAUUCUCGUUUGUGUUUUUCAUUGCAAGC
Messenger RNA from Corythoichthys intestinalis (scribbled pipefish), 6302 nucleotides. It is a transcript of the gene wbp2, whose product is annotated as WW domain binding protein 2. Gene Ontology annotation, cellular component: nucleus. Bases 205 to 1002 code for a protein of 265 amino acids. The transcript is spliced from 8 exons. Lineage: Eukaryota; Metazoa; Chordata; Actinopteri; Syngnathiformes; Syngnathidae. Gene Ontology annotation, biological process: positive regulation of DNA-templated transcription. Gene Ontology annotation, molecular function: chromatin DNA binding; transcription coactivator activity. The record is from RefSeq and is a predicted model, not a curated record.